Larimichthys crocea (large yellow croaker) is the source of this 4324-nucleotide messenger RNA. It is a transcript of the gene slc6a11b, whose product is annotated as solute carrier family 6 member 11b. Gene Ontology annotation, molecular function: gamma-aminobutyric acid:sodium:chloride symporter activity. Bases 325 to 2160 code for a protein of 611 amino acids. Gene Ontology annotation, biological process: amino acid transport; nitrogen compound transport; sodium ion transmembrane transport. The record is from RefSeq and is a predicted model, not a curated record. The transcript is spliced from 15 exons. Gene Ontology annotation, cellular component: plasma membrane; cell projection. Lineage: Eukaryota; Metazoa; Chordata; Actinopteri; Sciaenidae.
GUAGAGGCGCUUGAGAGUAGACCGCUUGGAGAGUGGGAGCGCAGUCGCAGGUUAUCCAUCGCCUGGUGCAAGAUCUACCGUCACUCUGCAACGUCUGGGAUCUUCCUUUAUAUAGACGAGAGACUUAACAAAACCACUUCACUCAACGCGGAUCCAGAUUGUUUCCCUUUUCCUCUUCUGCCCCCUCUCUCCUGUUUUUUUUCCACCCCCCCGAUCAGGCUAAACCAUCCUGUGUUUUUGUAAAGGCAAUUGUUAGUGCGCAUCAUCGCGGGAGCCAAAAGGUUUGCCACUGAUCCAUAGGAGACUGCGGGCUGCUGGAGCGUCAUGACAGCUGAGAAGAGCGGGCCCGUUAUAAACGGUAAACCAGAGGAUGGCAGAGAUCCGGAAGGGUCCAGCUCCAGCCUAGACAACAGAGAGUACAACGAAAGGGGCCAUUGGAACAACAAGAUUGAGUUUGUCCUGUCUGUGGCUGGAGAGAUCAUCGGACUGGGCAACGUCUGGAGGUUUCCGUACCUCUGCUACAAAAAUGGAGGAGGUGCGUUCUUCGUCCCGUAUGUCAUCUUCUUCGUGUGCUGCGGUAUCCCCGUGUUUUUCUUGGAGACUGCCCUGGGUCAGUUCACCAGUGAGGGAGGCAUCACCUGCUGGAGGAAAGUCUGCCCACUGUUUGAGGGUAUCGGCUAUGCAACGCAGGUGAUUGAAGCUCAUCUAAAUGUGUACUAUGUAGUGAUCCUUGCCUGGGCCAUCUUCUACCUCUUCAACUGCUUCACCACUGAGUUGCCGUGGGCUGGCUGUGGGCACUACUGGAAUACAGAGAACUGUGUUGACUACACUGGAGAAAAUGCCACCAACAUUACAAACCCCAACGCAACUUCUCCGGUGAUUGAGUUUUGGGAACGCAGAGUGCUGAAGAUAUCAGAUGGUAUUGAGCACAUGGGGGGAAUGCGCUGGGAGCUCGCCAUGUGUCUGGCUCUGGCCUGGUUCAUCUGCUACUUCUGCAUCUGGAAGGGACCCAAAUCAACUGGCAAGGUUGUGUAUGUGACUGCUACAUUUCCUUACGUGAUGUUGUUGGUCCUGCUGAUCAGAGGAGUGACGCUGCCAGGAGCAUACGACGGCAUCAAGUUCUACCUCUACCCGGAUAUUUCACGUCUCUCUGACCCUCAGGUAUGGGUGGACGCAGGAACCCAAAUCUUCUUCUCUUAUGCCAUCUGCUUGGGUUGUCUCACUGCCCUGGGAAGUUACAAUUCCUACAACAAUAACUGCUACAGGGACUGCAUCAUGCUGUGUUGUCUGAACAGUGGCACCAGCUUUGUAGCAGGUUUUGCUAUCUUCUCUGUGCUGGGCUUCAUGGCCUACGAACAAAAUGUUCCCAUCGAGGCUGUGGCAGAAUCUGGUCCUGGUCUUGCAUUCAUUGCAUACCCCAAGGCUGUUACUAUGAUGCCUCUAUCGCCUCUUUGGGCCUGUCUGUUCUUCAUGAUGCUCAUCUUCCUCGGUCUGGACAGUCAGUUUGUGUGUGUGGAGAGUUUAGUGACAGCCGUGGUGGACAUGUACCCAGAGACCUUCAGGAGAGGCUACCGCAGAGAGCUGCUGAUUCUGGGCAUGUCUGUUGUCUCCUUCUUCAUAGGACUCAUCAUGUGUACAGAGGGGGGGAUGUACGUCUUCCAGCUGUUUGACUCAUACGCUGCCAGCGGGAUGUGUUUGCUGUUUGUGGCCAUAUUUGAGUCCAUAUGUAUCGGCUGGGUGUACGGUAGUGACAGAUUCUACUUAAAUAUCGAGGAUAUGAUUGGCUACAAACCUGUCUUCUUCAUCAAGUGGUGCUGGAUGAUCUUGACCCCGGGAAUCUGUGCUGCAAUUUUCCUUUUCUUCCUGAUUAAAUACAAACCGCUGAAGUACAACAACGUUUACACCUACCCUGAUUGGGGUUAUGGUAUUGGCUGGUUCAUGGCCAUGUCCUCGAUGGUCUGCAUCCCUCUGGGGAUAAUCUGGAUGAUCUGGAAGACUCCUGGCACCUUUUCUGAGAGAAUAAAGAAGCUGACGACUCCCAGCAAGGACCUGAAAAUGCGAGGGAAACUCGCCGCCCUCAGUCCUUACGCUGCCAAUGAUGCAAAACUUAAGGUUGACGGGAAAAUAUCCACCAUCUCAGAAAAGGAGACACAUUUCUAACCGACUGCCUGACCGACUGACCAAGCUGCCUGCCGUCUUCACGAUAAGUCAAACAAGCGAAAACAACAGCAAACAACAACAUCAUUAUCCACCACUACACAAAGCAGGAAAUGAAACAAAUGACUCGGAGUGUUAUUUUUGUUUUGUAAAAAAAAAAAGGAAAAAAAAGGAAAAGUUAUCACGUGAUUAUGUAGUCUGCUUCUGUUUUGCACAAACUUGGAUAACACAUUUGUUGUUUUCAGUUAACAUUGUGACUAAAGCAGGUGUUUCUUUCUUUUCUAACCAUUAAUAUUUAAAAAAUCUGUUUGAUGACAUACGAUAUAUGGUUAAAACUUGUCCUGGUACCUUCUCAGUACUCGUCACACUAGUGUCUGGGCCUUUAGAGCAAUACCGUGUUGUGUUGUAAAAGGCUUACACUGUACAUUCAUUGGCAAAGUGCUGUGCCUCUCUAUUAGGUACUAGGUACCCAAAUGUGACUAUCUAAGAUGUAGCAGUUUGGGGACCAUUCUACAUAGUUUUGUGAGUACUGCAGUAUGUGUUGGUACUGAGGCUAUAGGAGGGCAUACCCUGAAUACUCCUGCAAGUAAAACUUUGAGUUGUAUAUAAAGAGUUUUGCCAUUGGCAUCUUGGACAAUAUCUGAACCAGCUGUGACUGUAAGGGCUGUGGAACAAUUUUUUUGGGCCUUGAGUGAUUCUUACUUGAAUUUAAAAUUUGCCAUAGCAACAGACGCAAAAAAACUCAGCUUAACUGAAUGAUAUUAUUAGGUGAUUGAUUAUCGUGUUAGGAUAUAUUAAGUCACUGACGGCUUUGCUGAUUUCCAUGGCACUGCUCUUUCCAAAUAGACUUGAGGAGCAAAUGAAGAGGUCCAGAGUUUAAACACUCUUUUAAACCCCUCAGUUUUUUAUUUUACCUCUCUAGUUUUUAAGCUACAAAUUGUCACAUGACUACAAAUGACAGUGAGUGACUCGCAGGCUGAGUCUAAAAACACCUCUCCCUCUCUCUCUAUCUCUCUCUCCUCUAGCUGCCCUCCUAUAAGUCGUGGGUAUCUGUCAUUUCACAGUAAUUAUGCUGAGCCUAACGCAGAGUGACAGACAGACGUGCUUUCACCCUUGCAUUUUUAUUUCCUGCUCCGUCUGUGGAAGAGAAAAUGGACAUCCAUCAGAUGAGCAUUUCAAAACCCAUCUGUCUUCUUAUCCCUGUUCUUUUUAUUCUUUCCUCUUGUUACAGCCCUUCCUCUUCUCCCUUUUGUCCCACUGUCCUUCCUUCUCAUCUUCAACCUCUGCUUGUCUGCUUCUGUCCCUUUUUUUUCCACUUCUGUCUUUCUCUUCAUCACAUAGAGGGCUUGAGCAAUGAUAUGGGCCUUAGAUGAAGCCAUGAUGCUGCUUGAAAGCUUUGUGUUUCGUCACAGACCUAUGCAUCAGCGAUAGCCUUGCUAUCGAUUAGUGUCUCUGCGACCUUUCUUCUGACAUUGUAAAGCGUUAAACCUUGCUGAAAAAAAAAAUAGAUAUUUUAAUUUUGCUGUCUGAGCCGCUGCAGGGGUGAAAGCACAGUCUGUCCCUGUCAUCCAUUUAAUUGUGGUGAGAGUCAAUGAGCUGGUCUCAUUGUUCAGAUCAAUCUCAGUCCAUUACAGCCUCAUCCAAUCAGCACUCGAAUGACUACGAGUUGCCCUACCUCCCUUCCUUGCUUUGUCCGACUUUCUCACUUCCCUUCCUUUCUUCCCUUUGUCCUUGUUUCCUGAUGAAAGUGCAAUCAGAGGAAUGCAUCUGAGGGGAUGAAACUGAAAUUUCUCUCUACAGUUUUUCAGGAGGAGGCAAAGAAAGCAGGGGAAGAAAUAAGGAAUUGAUGAGCUGAGGAAGUGUGUGAUCGAGUAAGUAAUGAGGGAAAUCGAGGAAGUGAUAAGUGAGAGAAGCCCCUCCUGUCUAAGCUGUGACAUCCUCUUAAACAUGUGAUUGGUCCCUCUGGUGUGGUUGCAUUAUGACUUUAUCACCUCUUCACUGAUGUUUGUGCAAAGCUAAUAGUUGUGUGCAUCAGAAAUUAUAGCCCGCUGUUUAACACUGAUCAUGUCGAUGUAUAUUUUACAUCUCUUUCUAGAAAUCUGUGGUUUAUUUCUUGAGAUGAAAGAUGUUUUAAAAGAACUGCUGUAUUAAAAAGAAUACGUCCUUU